Molecule: messenger RNA, 4386 nt
Organism: Phymastichus coffea
Lineage: Eukaryota; Metazoa; Arthropoda; Insecta; Hymenoptera; Eulophidae
Exons: 5
Coding region: 319-1965 (548 amino acids)
Biological process (GO): cell surface receptor protein tyrosine kinase signaling pathway
Cellular component (GO): cytoplasm
Source: RefSeq, a predicted model, not a curated record
CUUGAUUAUUAUUAUUAUUAUUAUUAUUAUAUACUUGAGCUUUUAGUUUUUUAAAAUAGAUUAUAAACUGAAGAGUCGACGAGAUAACAAAAAAUGGAGAAUUUAAAGAGAUACAUGUAAUAGAUUGAGGUCUAUUUUGAAUAAAGGUACCUCAAUGCGACCCUAAUCUUGAAUAAAGUAUUAUUACGGUGCGAUAUGAUAACAACAUUGCUCUCGAGAGAAACUAUCACAGCGAGCCAGUUUACGGUGACUCGACGAAAAAGAACGACGUGCGUUUGCGAUGCACUAACUCACUUAUUAACAUAACUAAAUUCAAGAAUGGGUUGUGUCAAUAGUCGAAUAGAUAACGAUCUACAGUCAAAUGUCUUUCGAGUUAUGAAUGUUGAUGAUUUUGGAAAUUUAGUUACACCAGGCAAGUUAGAAGUUACACAGUCAGAAAUAAUUUUGCACCAAAAAAGAAAAUCACCAGUCAGGUGGCCAUUGCGAUGCAUUCGUCGUUAUGGGUAUGAUGCUGGAAUUUUUAGUUUUGAGUGUGGAAGGCGUUGUCCUACUGGUCCAGGGAUAUAUGCCUUCCAAUGCCGUAAAGCAACUCAACUAUUCAACCUUGUACAAACCAACAUCCAGGUCUGUACAAUUGGUGAUGAUGCUAUUUCAAGAGAUAUGCCUAAUAGUCAGUCGGGACCUAAUUUAACACGGGGGACAAUAUCAACGGAACCUCAUUCUCUAGAUCCAACACCAGCACGACCUAAUUCUGGAGUUUUAUCAUUAUUUUCUCAUAUUCAGCAGAAUGGAGUAGAACGAUUGAGUAGCAUUGAAAGCAGCAGCGGUCCAAUGUCACCUCAAGGCACAAUGGGCUCAUCUUCACCUCCAGUAGUACCACUAUUAUUGCCACCACCCCCUAUCCCUGAUGACCCUCCUCAUUCUUAUCCGUCCUCACUUAAUGUCAAUGAUGAAGUUCGGUCUAACAUUGCUGUGGACACUGAUCUCAAUAUCAGUAAAAGCCUGGCAAGAAGGUCAAUUCAGAGAUCGCAUACAGUAAGCAGUUCCAAUUCGAGCAGUGGUUUUCUAUCGUUCGAGCAAAUGUCAAGUCAAGUGAUCAGCAGCGAAAGAUGUUCGUCUCAUUCGUCGACAACUCGUCGGGUAUUACUGCUACCCUCGGCGCCAUCCUACAUAAAUGUGGACCUCAGCAGUGAUAUCAGUCCCCUGUCUCGGUCUCUGACCGGUGGGUAUUCUUCCACGCCUCCAAGAGAAGACACAGCCGACUCGACAGACGCUGCUGGUCAUGCUUAUAUGAACAUCAGUCCCGGUCAAGAAAAGCUAGAACCUGUAACCACGGCUGUUUUAGAUCGAUCAUCUGCUCAGGCGAAUAUUCAGCAACAGCAGCACGAACCAGAUGACGGGCCAAGACACUGCUACGCGAAUUUGGAGGCGACUGAGAUCGAGGGUUUGAAGAAACGAUUUUCUACAACAUCCUUUGCUGAAAAAUUGUCACUGCACGCACAAACUCCUCCGCCGAUUACCAACAAUAGCGUGGCUAUUCGCGAGGUGAGUUACGCCGUCCUCGAUUUGGAUACGAAAGAAGCGACGAGUGGAGCGAUAAUGACAUCGACGGUAGCCACCGCGAUAACAACGACGACGACGACGACGAUGAUGACAGCGACAGAGACAUGUACGACAACGGCAAUGACGAUGACGACAGAAACGACAUGUAUAGCGGCAACGACGACGGAAGAACCAGCUGAAAAUAGUCAACGGAUGUCGACACCUCCGGACUCGCCGAACAAGAGCCACCAAAUUGGCUAUGUUACCAUUGACUUUAACAAAACAGCCGCUCUGUCCCAGUCGGUGAAUUCGAGUUUGGUAAAUGACAUUGACGAAGGUUUGAGGAAGACUCGUCAUAACUCAACGAUUAGCGAGCUCAUCGCGCCUUCGUCAACCAGGCAUAACUCGUUCAUGAGUGAGUGAUUAACGGCAUCGUUUAAUUUUUAUUUUCCGCCCUUCUCUUAUCUCGGUACAAUUUCGUCGUUGCAGUGAUGAGACUAAUACCUGACUCUGUUUCUCAUUAAUGCUUUAUUUUUCAUCGAUAUAGACGCGAGAAUCGAUUAUUUUUUACGAUUUGAUUGUCUGAUAAGGUGUCAGGGUCAUAAAUGUUGACCUGCUACUGUUUCAAAUGUUACCCUAUCGUUCAAUUUCAUUCUGCCGAUUACAAAGAAAUAUCAAUAUUCAUGAUGAAAUGCCAAUGCUGACGAAUCACUAUUUUGAUAAGCUGUAAUACGUUGGCGCUAACAUUUCAAGCCCAGAUUAGAUAUCGUCAUUAAUUUGAAUUGAUCUCGACUGGAAUACCAAUGAGGAACCGCGCAUUAAUCAUAAUAUUUAAUGAAAAGUGCAAGGUUACCUUUUUUUAUGAGGUUUACAGGCUUUUACGCUGAAAAAUAACGAUUGACAUUGCGCGUGGGUAUUUAUUAACAUCAUGAUGCAAGUCAUGGAAAAGUUCGAACUGUCUUUAUUACCAAAUGUUCAGUUCAUCACAUACGUUCUAGAUAAUGUCAAAUAAAAGAUAUCUGAUAAGCAAAGAAGGCGCGUUUAACAGGAGGCAUUAUUGAAUUAAAAGAGAGAUAAAUAUUUAUAAUAUAUAUUAGCACGAAUCGAUAAAUUGGUCAUAAGCAAGAAACAAUAACGAAAAAAAAAACUUCAUUACAUCCAUUAACGUAACGGAGUCAUCAACUUAUAAAUGGCCUCUUAAAAACAUAGUACAUUGCCUAACUAGUGCGGAAAAGUAAAUUCUUAUCAACAUUAAUUUACGUUCCCACACUAGUUAGGCAAUAUACUAAUAAGGACAAAAUAGAAACUAAGAGAAGUUUUGCUACAAGAUUAUUUUGUAAAAAAUCUAUAGAUGCUAAAGUUUUGUAAAACGACGGGAUAUUGAUAAGAAAAAAAACUUUUAUAAAACAAAGAAACAGGUGAUGCUCAUUUUGUGUACAAUCUAUGUGAUAAUAGCAAGGCGAACCUUUUAGUAUUAAGGAUCGCACAUAAUUAUGAGGAAAAAAAACGAAUUUUGUGUCAAAGUAGUUGCCUAUAUGAAUUGUAUACGCCAAGGAAACAUUUUUUAACAUGCGACGUGUUACAUAUACAGUAGCCAAAGAACAUAAAGUAGUAAUAGUACGUAUUAGAGCUGUGUAGAAUAUACCUCUGUUAAAGAUUUUUACUUUAUGUUGACCUCAUAAAGUUUUAAAGAUUCGCCAAGUCACAACAUUAUAGAAUAAUGAACGGUCUUGCAUUAUACCAAAAUCCUAUAUCGUUAUACAGCAACAAAACUGUAAAUUGUUCGUCAUGUGCCAUCAGUACGGUGAACAAAUGUGAUGAUUAUUUUUGAAUUUAUUGAGGCAUUUGUGAAAACUUUUUGUAACUGAGUUUUACGAAUAUCUUUUGACAACUUCUUUUAGUAUGCGUAUUUUUAACUAUCUUUUUAAUGCGAAACGUACAUCGAAAUCGAAUCCUAAAAAGACAAGCUUUUUAAUUCUGAUGAAAUAAUAAAGAGCCUAAAAAGUUAGACUGUGAAAUAUAGACUGGAUGUUUAAAAAAAUUGAAAGAAAAAUACUAAGAUUGAGCGAAUGUACAUAAAAUAUUUUAUCAACCGUGACAGUAUUACUUGUGCAUGCGCUAUUGCAAUAUAAAAAUUGAAAUUGUAUCUUUUAUUACUUAAUGGAUAAAAUUUAUCAUCUUGUUUGUGAAAAAUGAUAUGUAGAUAAAACUUUACAACGAAAGAAAAUGGAAAUGUUAUUUAAAUAACAAAAAUAAUGGAUUCUUUCCGAACAAGUAUGAUGAACAAAUUAUUUUACAGGUACACAGUACAGUCUCACAAUCUUAUAUUAUUGAAUACUAAUUUUUAUUGAAACUACAGAUUGAUUUGAUCAAUAAAUAUUAAUUAUAAUUAUAAAUUUAAAAAAAAUGUAACAAGUGCAAUGGUAGAAAUUUUAUUUUUAUAUGAAAAUGAAUGCUAAUCAAAGGUAUUGUAAGGUGUUCAGAAAGUGUAGAGAAGUAAAACUAUAAAUUGCAUGUACACGUUGUGAAUGUACAAACAAUUUGUACUAAGAUAAAGCAUUUUAAUUUAUAAAACUGUUGCCAUCAAUUUGAUGGUUUAAAUGCAAAAUAUAUACGCAUUCUUAAGCCAUGUUAUACAAUUUAAGAUGAAAAAGAAAUAUCAUUCAAAAUCAUUUUGUAAUAAUUGUAUAUUUAUAUAAAUAACCAAAGAAAAAGAUGCAAUUUCAUACGUUUGUACCUCAUUUUGAAUGAUGCAGAGAUGUGAGCCUACUUGUGUAAAAAAAUAUCUGAAGAACAAAAAAUUUAUUGUAAAAUAUUGAAUGGAAAUUGAAUUAUGUAAAUUAA